AUGACAGAGACUACUUCUCGAGAGGGAGAAAGAGGAUCGACUGGUCACCAGGACAAUGAUAAACAACCAGCAGAAGUGACACCUGCCAUUCUCGGAGAUGACCAUCCUGCCGAGAAUGCUCGUAGGAAAAAGACAGGCCUCUGGGCUUCAAUCGCCCCCUACAUCUGGGACGACCCCGACAAAUCGCCCGCGGAGAAACGGUUCCUCUUCAAGCUGGAUCUGUUCCUGCUCAGCUACGCCUGUCUGGGCUACUUCAGCAAGAACCUGUCCCAGGCCAACAUCAACAACGCCUACGUGUCCGGCAUGAAGGAGGCCCUGGCCAUGGACGGCAGCCAGCUGACCUACAUGGCCAACGUCUUCACGGCCGGCUACGUCGUCGGCCAGAUCCCCGCCGUCAUCCUGGUAACCCGGCUGCGGCCGUCGCUGCUGGUGCCCACGGCCGAGGUGCUGUGGGCCGUGUGCACCUUUUGCAGCGCGGCCGUCACGACCGUCCAGCAGCUGUACGCGCUGCGCUUCCUGGUCGGCCUCUUCGAGUCAGCCUACUUCCCCUGCGUGAUCUACAUCCUGGGCUCGUGGUACACGCGCCGCGAGCGCGCCAAACGGGUCACCAUCUUCUACUGCACCGCGACCCUGGCCCAGAUGUUCAGCGGCUACCUGCAGGCGGGCGCGUACGACAACCUCGGCGGGCAUCUCGGCCACGCUGGCUGGCAGUGGCUGUUUAUCGUGUCUGGUGUUAUCGCCCUGCCCGCCGGCCUGAUCGGGUAUGCCUUCAACCCGGAUUUUCCGGAGAACACGCGCGCGUUCUACCUCAGUGCGGACGAGGCCGCGCUGGCGCGGGAGCGCCUGGCUGCGGACGGCAUGAGGCCGCUGGGACAGUCGGUCUGGGACCGGACCAAGAUCGUCCGCGUCGUGCGGCAGUGGCAGUUCUGGGUCCUGCCGCUGGGCUACUUCUUCGUUCAGGCCAGCUUCCCCGUGCAGCAGCCGGCAUUUGCGCUCUGGCUCAAGGCGGAGGGGUAUUCGGUCUAUCAGAUCAACGUGUGGCCGACGGGACAGGCGGCCAUCGCGGUGGUCGUGCAGGUCGCCGCGGGCAUGCUGACGGAUUCGCCUCUGCUGAAGGGACGCCGCUGGCAGGCCAUCGUCGCGAUGCAGGCGGGGACGUUCUUCGGCGCCGUUGUGCUGGCCGUGUGGGAGGUGCCGACGGCGCUGAAAUUCGUCGCGUUCUACUUCACGUACUGUGCGUCGGGCGUGCCGGGCAUCUACUUUGCCUGGUUCUCGGAGCUGAUGCGGCACGACCACGAGAUGCGCGGGUUCGUCAUCGCCACGGCCAACAUCUUCUCGUACAUCAUGAGCACCUGGUUCUCGGACGCGGUAUGGCGGACGGUGGAGGCGCCGCGCUUCCGGGCGGGGUUUAUUGCGGCGGCGUGCUUUGGGGUGGCCAUGAUGCUGUGGGCGGUUGUCAUCCGGGUGUUGGAGAGAAGGGGUCGAGCAGAGGCUGAUAUCGAGGGUAGAUCUGAAGCUGGUUCUGCUGGGAGGGUGGAGAAGACAGAAAUACAAUCAACACUGCGCCAAUCCUUGGUUACAGAACCCCAGACUAACCCUUUUUUUUUAAAGGAAGUACUCUGCAAACCUAAACGUCUAGGUGUUGCUUCUUGUAUCUAG
Messenger RNA from Rasamsonia emersonii CBS 393.64, 1659 nucleotides. RefSeq names its product Pantothenate transporter. NCBI's taxonomy places the organism in Eukaryota, Fungi, Ascomycota, Eurotiomycetes, Eurotiales, Trichocomaceae. Gene Ontology annotation, biological process: transmembrane transport. The coding region runs from base 1 to 1659 and encodes 552 amino acids. Gene Ontology annotation, molecular function: transmembrane transporter activity. Gene Ontology annotation, cellular component: membrane. The record is from RefSeq and is a predicted model, not a curated record. The transcript is spliced from 5 exons.